AACACGUCGUUGGGGACGAAACAUAUAACAGCCCACAACCCGCUUCGCGGCACUUGCUUAUCCUCUGUCGCAAUAACGAACCAUCCUACAGGUAUUUUCUCAGCAACGGGUGUACAUUAAGAAAGCACACUAAAGAACACGGGGAGGGGAUGUGUGUGACAUUUUGACUGAGCGCGUUUUAAACUGCCGCUUGAUCGAUUAUCGUCCCUAAAUCAAACUUCAUCGAUCGCGAUGGCGACCGAGUGCACCCGGGACGCGAUCCAAAGCUUCCUCGCGGAGAGGGGGGGCCGGGUCCCGCACGCCGACCUGACGCAUCACUUCCGGCGGGCCUUCCCGGAGGACGACCCCCCGCUGAGGACCGCGCUCCGCGAGACCUUCAAGACCCACGUGGACGCCGUCGCGUGCGUCAGGGUGGAGGACGGCGUGCGGCUCGUGUGCCUAAAGAAGCGCUACAUGCGCCUGGUGACGCCGCGCGUUGCAGCGGUCGUGGAGGCUGACCCGCGCGUCGCUGUUGGCAACGGGGCAGGGACGACGCGCGCGGAGCCGGCUGACCGACGCGCGCGCAGAGACGGAGAUGGAGACAGGGAGACAAGUCCGUCUGUGCGCGCGAACAGCACGACACAGCCUGGCUCGGAUUACGGAAAUGACAGCCAGGUGAGAGCGAGCGCACCGCCCGUUCCUUAUGUACACAUCUCAUCCGAGAAAACUCCCGCGUCUCCAAGCACCGCGGACACGCACGGGGAGAACGACAUGGGGAACCGGUGGACUUCAAACGGCGGGAAGACUUUAUCGAUUGAGAGGUGCGCGCCGAGGAUCGCCGUGAUUGACGACUCACCGCUCCCGGUGGCGGGCGAAGGCUCCGUGUUCGUCCUACCGGGAAGCCCGCCCGGUUCCGCGUCUCAAGAUACGCUUAGGCACUCCUUAGCGACGGCAGAAGAAUCACAACAAGUCACUUCGGUUGACGAGGACGUGUUUGGACUUGAUGACGGCGGCGGCCAAGUGGAUUCUCCCGACUUCGCGACGAACCGCUCGCCGCAGGCGCUGCGCUCCAUGUCGCAGCGCAACGCGUCUUUCCGCUCGGCGCGGCGUGGCGACGCGGACAGCGACGCCGCAUCGCUUGCGUCGUCGAACGCGGACACGGAUACGGACGACGGUUCCUCCUCCGUGGCGGCGCUUGACCCGCUGGAGCACGAGUGGAUGAUGUGCGCUUCGGACGGCGAGUGGGAGCGCCUAGUGGCUAUGCUGACCGGCGAACCGUCGCUCGUCCUGCGCAAGGACUUCGUCACCGGCUUCAAUCUCCUUCACUGGGCGGCCAAACGGGGCGACCCGGAGCUGCUCGCGUUGGCGGUGAACUUCGCCAAGCGUCGCGGCGUGCCCGUGGACAUCAACACGCGGUCCAGCUGCGGCUACACGCCGCUACACCUGGCGGCUAUGCACGGCCACCUUGAGGUAGUGAAGCUUCUCGUCGGGGCGUACGACGCGGACGUGGAGGUGCGGGACUACGGCGGCCAGAAGGCGGCGCAGUACCUUGCGAACGGCGCCGCCCUGGACAUACGUGAUAUUAUCGGCGCGUUUGACGACGGCGGGGAAGAGGAUGCAGUCGAUGGCCGGGAGGAAGGUGCUCGCUGGAGCUUCCUGCCGCACCUGAGGCCCCUGCGGAUGCCUGGCGAAGGGGAGACCGGGGCCCGGGCGAGGGUGAAGCCAUUGCGGAGGAUGUCGUCGCUGGGCCGUGUUAAACCGAGGCUCCAGAAGCUACGGGACAGGACGUCACAGAUCGUCCACAGCGCUUCGUUUCGUGAGCUGGGCGUUGGCCCGGCCCGACCCAGGUCUGAGUACGUCCCUGGACCGGAAACGGCGCACUAAACAGUGGGGGACUGGAUGGAUGGAAGGUGAUUCGGGGGGGAUUCGGGGUCGGAAUCAGUAAAGUACAAGCUCAGAGUGCAGGGUCUAACUCAGGGUCCUGAUCAGUCAAGUACUAGUACAAAGUGCAGAAUUGAAAUCAGUAAAGUUCCAGCUCAAAGUGCAGGAUUUAAAUCAGUAAAGAACAAGUUUCGAAAUCAGUGAAGUGCAAGCAUAAAGCCCAGGCAUGAAAUCAAAGAACUGAAUGAAAUCACAGCUCAAGUGCGGUUCUUUUACAGAAAAUAGGCCAGAUUAUAAACAGCGUUUCCAGACACUGAUUAAUAUAACUCUUGGAAGUUAACCUUGCUGGAUUCUGCGGUAUUAAGCACUGACUGAUUUGAUGGCACAAAGCAGGUGGAGGGAGGGGAAAUGAGGUCAAAAUCAGGGUCGCAAUCAGUAAAGAUCCACAGCUCAGUGUUGUUCUUUUACAGAAGAUAGGCGCGAUUAUUAAAAAGCAUUUCCAGACACUGAUUAAUCUAGCCUACAGGCUAGAUUAGGGGACGAAAACCUAUAGGACGAAAACCUGCUAUACGAUUCUUAAGUAUUAAGCACCUUUUUGAGUUUGACGUAUGGGGCACCUCACACUAGUGAGGUCACUAAGCAUCUUAAUGUGCUCGGGGGGUGGGGGCAGGAAUGUCUUACUAUCCCUAAAAAGACUCUUGAAUGUCAGGCAAAGUAAAUCAUUGUUAGCCCCUGACAAAGACCCCUUUUCUGCUGCUUUUCGAUGCUGUUUUGGACUGGGUUUCUUAUGGGAUUUCCCGAUUUGGAUUCAAAAUGAACGCCACAAGUUUGUCAGGUUUCUGCUGGCUCUCCUGAGUCCAAAUUCUCCCAAGCAUGUGGAGGACUUUGAGCUAAGGCAAAGCCUCUUUCGCCUAAUCCACCGCCACAGAGUUCGACUGUACCAGGGCCAAGUAUGGGAAGGGGGGAGGAGGAGGGAGAGGAGGAAGGGGGAGAAAGAUAGUUUACUUGUGCUCACUUUAAGAAAAGGCGUGGUCGUUCAGGGAUUAAACUGGUCGGACGUGCUGCGUCUUGUUGCUGGGAGGGGAAGCAAUGCCUGGAAUAUCUUCUUCUUGCGUCAACCUGAUGUUUGACCUGGUUACCGACCCUUUCUGAGUCCUGUUUGUCGAACUUUGAGUCAAUUUUACAAUUGAUUCGACGCACUCGUUAGGUAAUUGCUUUUAUUCGAAUUGCGCUCUUAAUUUAAAAACUUCUAGGAGUUUUUUUACUCCUUUUUUACGCCUUGAUUUUUUUGUCGAUUUAACUUAACUUGUUUUUCUUUUGAUUGUAUUGCGCUCUUAAUUUGAAAACCUUGAAUGUGUGCUGCUUGGUGAUGGUUGCACUUUCUCGUCACUUUUUUGAAGUGGGCGAACAUAAUGCAUAACAUGAUACAGGGGAAUUAUAGUGUUACACAUUUGUGUUUUUUUUUUUGUGUUGACUUAUAUAGUGCACCUUUGCACAGCUUUUUUUUACACUAAAGGGGUUGUUUGCAUUGUGUUUACUGUUUGCAUUAGUUUUUCAUUUACAUUUUAGGCGUUUUAGCAGACUAAAACGACAAUAUAUCUGUCAGUACAGUAAGGAUCAUGUUAAUAGAGCCAAGUGCCAAGCACUAACUAUCACUAGGUUAACCAAUUCCCUGUAUACAGCAAAGAUAGCUAGGAUAAGGUGCCACACAAUGCUAAGUACUAUAACUAAGUACGACAUACAAUAAGUGUAUACAUUAAGUGCCAGGACGUACAAACGUACAAUAAGUGUAGGAGGGGUGGGAGUGGUUGGCUAUGCAGAGUCUAGUGAACUCUGAACAAGUGAGUCUUAUUUGUUGUAGUUUUAAUGUUUAUAUCUUGUACCUAAGCACUAAAAACACUGUUAAUGGGUGUCUUUUGAAAAGCUAUGCAUAUUACGGAACCAUCAUUAUUUUACGCCAUACAUCUCAAGCUACACAUUAAGUUUUAAUCGUAGAUUUAUAGGUUGUACUGGUAACGGAUUUCAAAAGCAAUGCAUAUUAAGGAACCAUCAUUCCUUUAACAUGAGCUACAAGUUUUAUAGUAGAUUUAAAUCGUUGGCCUCAUAUACUGUACUGCUAAUUUAUUGAUUAAUGACAAUGAUGCAUAAAUAAUUAUAUUUAAGUCUAACCUGCACAUCUCUAGGGCUGGAUCCCAGUACGUGUGUUUGAUGUGUAUACUACUAUGCAAGUAUUGGUGGGGAGGGGCUUGUGGCCAUUUUGAAUGUUGAAUGAUGCCGUUAGCCGUAGAGCUAACAUAACUAACGAGACAGAUCUAACGUUGAACUGACUAAUAAACUCCGUGUACACGUUA
Messenger RNA from Gadus morhua (Atlantic cod), 4211 nucleotides. RefSeq names its product ankyrin repeat domain-containing protein SOWAHC. The transcript has a single exon. The coding region runs from base 232 to 1863 and encodes 543 amino acids. The record is from RefSeq and is a predicted model, not a curated record. Gene Ontology annotation, molecular function: protein binding. Lineage: Eukaryota; Metazoa; Chordata; Actinopteri; Gadiformes; Gadidae.